AUGUCUAUAUUUAAGUAUGUAUAUAGAAAUUAUUGGUUAUUUCCAUACUUAUAUGAUCAGUGUUUUAUAUUUCCACAAUUAUAAAUAUAUGUGGAGAGUCAUAUAUUUCUCAAAAUCUGAUCUCAUUAUUCUCUCGCCUCUUCUAAUAACGCCUUUCUCUCGACACAAACUUCCGACUCACAUCGCCGCCCCACUUCCUCCUACGGUGCCUCCCAAUAUUUCUCCAGCGCCGCCGACAAAUAGAUUCUACUUCGGAGGCCCUCUGCCGCUAAUGGCGUCUUCGAAAUAUCCGAAACAGCCAGAGAAAUCUCAAGCAACGCUUGGUAACACAGCAGCUAGAGCAGGAAAUAUGAAAGCACGGUCUAUGCCCUUAAGCACGCCAAAUUUGGCAAAUACAAAGUCUGCUGUAGCUCCAACCAAGUUCUCGGAAAAUACAGAACAUCUUCAAGAAAUAAAUAACGUGAGGAAAGCUCCUGUAGGGGCCCAGAUAAGACGUGUUAUCAACUUGCUCUUUAAGAGGAGGGAUGCCUUGACUCCUGAUCAAAUAAAUAAAGAGUGCUAUGUGGAUGUAAAAGGGAAUAAAGCUGUGUUUGACCGUUUAAGGAACAAUCUAAAAGUGCAUUAUGAUGGAGAGCGGUUCGUCUAUAAGUCCAAACAUCAGUUGCAAACUAAGACUGAUCUUCUUCAAUUGAUUCGGACGUGUCCAGAGGGCAUUGCUGUUGUAGAUCUCAAGGAUUCGUACACAGCUGUAAUCAAUGAUCUACAGGCUCUGAAAGGUUCUGGCGAAAUUUGGUUGCUGUCCGAUUCACUAGAGGACAUAGCAUACCCGAAUGAUCCUAGAGCUUCCAUCACGGUGGAUGAUGAUUUGAAGCAAUUGUUCCUGGGGAUCGAACUCCCUCGCGACAUGCUCGAUAUCGAGAGGGAUCUUCAGAAGAACGGGAUGAAACCUGCUACGAACACCGCUAAGAGGAGGGCUGCUGCAGAGAUUCAUGACAUGCCUCCCAAGCCCAAGACUAAGAAGAAGAAGCACGAGAUCAGCAAGAGGACCAAGCUUACCAAUGCGCAUCUUCCGGAACUCUUCCAAACUCUUCGCGGACCGGGAUAAUGAAUCAAAUCCUUACUGGAUGUGCAGCUACUGCUCUCAUAUUGGUUGGUUGGAGGAGAUAAUGACUUCUUUUGGUGAUAUACUUUUGUGAUUGAUCUGUUGAGAUCCCUACUCAUAUUUCAGUCUCUAUUCGCGGACGGACUAAAAUGACAAAACGAGACUCCUAUUCGCGGACGGAGGGAGCACAUUCUAUGGA
Molecule: messenger RNA, 1301 nt
Organism: Salvia splendens (bonfire salvia)
Lineage: Eukaryota; Viridiplantae; Streptophyta; Magnoliopsida; Lamiales; Lamiaceae
Exons: 5
Coding region: 17-1105 (362 amino acids)
Biological process (GO): transcription initiation at RNA polymerase II promoter
Cellular component (GO): transcription factor TFIIE complex
Molecular function (GO): TFIIH-class transcription factor complex binding
Source: RefSeq, a predicted model, not a curated record